This is a messenger RNA of Helianthus annuus (common sunflower), 1536 nucleotides long. RefSeq names its product nudix hydrolase 8. The record is from RefSeq and is a predicted model, not a curated record. NCBI's taxonomy places the organism in Eukaryota, Viridiplantae, Streptophyta, Magnoliopsida, Asterales, Asteraceae. The coding region runs from base 1 to 1536 and encodes 511 amino acids. Gene Ontology annotation, molecular function: NADH pyrophosphatase activity; ADP-ribose diphosphatase activity; NAD binding. The transcript is spliced from 11 exons.
AUGGUGCCUUUACUCGAAUUCUCCACACUCUAUUUCAUUGUUUAUUUUUUCUGUUAUGGUGGUUCGUAUUCUACUAUAGAAGAAAGAUUGGCAAGGAAUGAAGGAAAACAGGAAUCAUCGUCAUUGCACUGUAAUUCUCGAGGGGGUGUUAGUUUUGUUGGGCAAGAUGCAUAUGAGGUGGGAGAUUGUUCAUAUAGAUACGAUGGGUCGGGCUCGAACCCGAGUUUGUUUACGGAAAAACGAGUUCUUGAUGCAUUUGAUGAUGAGUAUGGUGGUGUUGUUGUGAAUCCGGAGAAGCUACCGUUUGAGACUAAAGUGUUUGCGUCUAUCCUUCGGUCGUCUGUUUCGGUUUGGAGGACAGAGGGUAAGAAAGGAAUUUGGCUAAAGUUGCCUGUAGAAAAAUGUGAUCUUGUUCCUAUAGCAGUAAGGGAAGGGUUUCAAUACCAUCACGCGGAAACAGGAUACGUUAUGAUGACAUAUUGGAUUCCUAAUGAACCAUGUAUGUUUCCUGCCAAUGCUUCCCAUCAAGUAGGAGUCGGUGGUUUCGUGAUCAAUGACAAGAAUGAGGUUCUUGUGGUUCAAGAGAAACAUUGUGCACCCGAGCUUGUCGGGCUUCGGAAGCUACCAACGGGCUUCAUUCUUGAGUCGGAGGAGAUUUUCACAGGAGCUAUAAGAGAAGUGAAAGAGGAAACUGGGAUUGAUACCGAAUUCUUGGAAGUUAUAGCUUUUAGGCACGCGCACAAUGUGGCUUUUGAAAAAUCGGACCUGUUUUUCAUCUGCAUGUUGAGACCAGUUUCAAGUGAGAUCAAGACCGAUGAUCUUGAAGUUCAAGCAGCCAAGUGGAUGGCGUUGACGGAGUUUGUUGAACAACCGUUAAUCAAAGGAGACAACAUGUUCAAGAAGAUCAUAGACAUGUGCAUUGCUAGGAUCGGGAAGCGCUACUGUGGAUUAGCUGUUCAUAAAGUCGUUUCCAAGUUUGACAACAGACUAUCUUCCUUGUAUUAUAACGUUGUUGACGAUCAAAAGUUUCUAAGAUACGGAAACCAUUGCUUUAAUGAUUGGCUGGAAACAGAGGGCUCUAUUAUUCAUCCUGUUAUUCCUCUGUCAAGUGAAAAAGUGAAUGAGCAUGAAAUCUAUCUUCUUGAAAAUGGUGAGGAUUGUUUGAUAUAUAUCGGAAGCACUGCGGAUCCUGAUACAAUGAGGAAACUGUUUGGCAUGAAAAUAGUCAGAGGCCUGGAUUUUAAUAGUGCAGAUUCAAUAGAUCAAGUCCACGGCAUCGGAGAUUGUGGAAUAGUGAAAAAUCACCGCCUUCCACCUCCCACCACCAACACCCACCGCCGCCACAUCCCAGAUCGAAGAUUCAACGGAACAACGUGUGUUUCCGGCGAAAGAGAAAGGGGUUGUCGGCCUGCUUCCGGCGAACUCCGAUCGACGAUGGCAAACCCAGAUCGAAGAUUCAACGGAACAACGUGGUUUGGUGACGUUCACAUUAUUUGUCCGGAUCUUGUUGUUGAUCAGAAUUCAGUUGGGCGCUGA